AUGUCAGUAACAUGAGAUUGCAGCUGAAUUGGUGCGUAAAAUUUGUUAUCCAUUUCCAUUUGGUCGGAGAUCGAUGAGCUCUCCUUCCUCGCCGCAUCGUUCUCGCGGUGGUAACAGCGACGGAGAGGAAAGGCCGAGAAACUUUGAUCGUAGGGCGAAGAGUAAGUGCUGGGAGAACGCACAAACUGUUCCAGGUCGACACCCUGAGAGAUGGCGCAAAGACGCAGCUGGUAACAUCGUCUGCAAGCGCUUCUGCAACUGCCAUGGCUGCCUCUGUUUCGAGUACGAUCACAUCGUUCCCUACUCCAAAGGUGGUGAAUCGACAGCAGAGAACUGUCAAAUUCUUCAAACAAGGGUGAAUAGGUUCAAAUCAGACAAAGAUUAUGUGGAUGCCACUCAGUUGAAGGGCUACUCUUGUGAUAUCAAGUUCACUGACAAGGAGGUUGACAUCAUCGAAAUGGCGGUUUACGGAGAUGUGAUUAGACCUGGAAACCAGUGCCGUUGCCGAACUUUUGCUGAAAUGCUUGGCCAGUACAAGUCAAAAAAUCGGAUGGCUGCUUGUAAACUGCCAUAUAAUGAUGAAUCUCUAUAGCGAUAGCAGUCUACACAUACCAAUUCAGGACUCUGUUGUGGUUUCAAGUUUUCUCAUUUUGACUUGCAUUUAAACAUUCAUUGCAACGAGCUGCUGGCAUCAAAGUCAAAUAUUUAUCUAUCAUCUGAAUGUUGGCAGAAUAAAUGAAAUCACAGAAACUUGAAGAAAGUUAUAUUCUGACACUGAAACUAUCUGUGUGGUAGACUGAUGUUUACUUGAGUCUGUGUGGUAGAACAUCUUCUCAAUAGACUUCUGAAAGGUUAGUGCCUCGUCUUGUGUUGUUUUAACAAUCAUGGUAAUGAUGAUCAAUUAUGGUAAAACCAAGUUGGCUGACAUUCUUGAAUAGCAGUAUAAGUGGACAACUUCUAGUGUCCAUUGAAGAAUCUCUGAUCUCUAUGCAUGUUGACAUUAACCCCUCUAAUUACUACACACUUGUGAUUGUUUGGCCUA
Messenger RNA from Tripterygium wilfordii, 1042 nucleotides. RefSeq lists its product as uncharacterized. Lineage: Eukaryota; Viridiplantae; Streptophyta; Magnoliopsida; Celastrales; Celastraceae. Gene Ontology annotation, molecular function: endonuclease activity; nucleic acid binding; zinc ion binding. The record is from RefSeq and is a predicted model, not a curated record. The coding region runs from base 74 to 592 and encodes 172 amino acids. The transcript is spliced from 3 exons.